Molecule: messenger RNA, 12089 nt
Organism: Saimiri boliviensis boliviensis (Bolivian squirrel monkey)
Lineage: Eukaryota; Metazoa; Chordata; Mammalia; Primates; Cebidae
Source: RefSeq, a predicted model, not a curated record
GCCGCCCCCGCCAUCCACUUGGUGCGGUCCAUGGCAAGCACAUCAUGGCGAUUGAAGGUGGAGAGAGAACCUGUGGAGUACAUGAACUUAUCUGUAUUAGAAAAGAAUCUGGAGUCUGAGUGCAUGCUGAUCUCCCAUUGACUUCUGUUCUAUUACUGUACCCCAUCAGAGAGAUGUGAGGAGUUGGUUGAAAUUCAAAUCGGGAACAUAUCCAAAGACCACAACAUCUUUUGACACCAACAACUGUCUAUGCUUCCUUAGAAGGAGCCACCUGACAACUGGGUGGUUCAACAAAGUGGCCCCAGGAAAGUAUCUCCAGAGGCAGUUGGAUUUUUGUCAGCUGUUGGGGUGUUUAUUAUCUUGAUGCUGCUCCUUUUUCUCUAUAUUAAUAAGAAGUUCUGUUUUGAAAAUGUUGGCGGGUUUCCAGAUCUUGGUUCAGAAUACAGUACAAGGAAGAAUUCACAAGAUACAAUUUAUAAUUCCUACAUGGGCAAAGAUGAGCAUGGUUCGUCCUCUGAGAGUGAAGAUGAAGCACUGGGUAAAUAUCAUGAGGCCUUAUCCAGAACACACAAUUCCAGACUACCAAUGGCAGAUUCUAGACAAAAGAACUAUGCUUGGGAAACACGGCAGAAAUACAGUCCUCUGUCUGCAGAGUAUGAUGGCUACAGUAGUGAAGCAUCAAUAGAUGAAGGAAACUGCAUUCAGAGAAUGAGAAGAACACCCCCGCUGGAUGAAUUGCAGCCACCACCAUAUCAGGAUGACAGUGGUUCUCCCCAUCUGUCAUGUACACCCUCAGAAAUUGGGGACAGUAAAUGUGAAUUUUCCCACUGCAGCAACAGUCCAAGAUGCUCAUAUAACAAGUGCCCAAGUGAAGGAAGCACAGGUCAUGAAAUAGAAAGUUAUCAUAAUAAAGGAUAUGAAGAAGAUGUUCCAAGUGACAGCACUGCAGUCCUGAGCCCUGAAGAUAUGUCAGCUCAGGGAUCAUCUUCACAGCUUCCUAAACCUUUUGAUCCUGAGCCAGAAGCUAAAUAUGGCACACUGGAUGUGACUUUUGACUAUGACUCACAAGAACAGAAGCUUCUGGUAACAGUGACAGCUGUCACAGACAUCCCAACGUAUAACAGGACAGGUGGCAACUCAUGGCAAGUACACCUUGUUCUUCUACCUAUAAAGAAACAGAGAGCAAAAACCAGCAUCCAGAGAGGACCAUGCCCUGUCUUCACAGAAACAUUUAAAUUUAAUCAUGUUGAAUCUGAGAUGAUUGGAAAUUAUGCAGUUCGGUUUAGACUGUAUGGUGUACAUCGCAUGAAAAAAGAAAAGAUUGUGGGGGAAAAGAUUUUUUAUUUAACAAAAUUGAAUCUUCAAGGGAAAAUGUCAUUGCCUGUGAUAUUGGAACCUUCUUACAAUCAUUCUGGCUGUGACUCCCAAGUGAGCGUGUCAGAAGUGUCGUGUAGUGAAAGUACAUCCUCAUGUCAGUCUCUUGAACACGGCUCAGUUCCAGAAAUUCUCAUUGGCCUGCUUUAUAAUGCCACAACUGGAAGACUAUCAGCAGAAGUGAUAAAAGGUAGCCACUUCAAAAAUUUGGCAGCAAACAGACCACCCAAUACAUAUGUUAAGUUAACUCUCCUGAAUUCCAUGGGUCAGGAGAUGUCCAAAUGCAAGACAUCCAUCCGCAGAGGGCAGCCAAAUCCAGUAUACAAGGAAACUUUUGUUUUUCAAGUGGCCCUGUUUCAGCUUUCUGAUGUGACACUCAUACUGUCUGUGUAUAACAAACGCAGCAUGAAAAGAAAAGAGAUGAUAGGCUGGAUUUCUCUAGGUCUAAACAGCUCUGGAGAAGAAGAACUCAAUCACUGGAUUGAAAUGAAAGAGUCAAAGGGACAGCAAGUAUGUAGAUGGCAUGCGUUGCUAGAGUCGUGAUGAAUAGAAUUAAGCAAGCAGUCACCAUCCAAGGCAGCAUAUUUCCAGUUACAACAUUACUGUUUCUACCAAGUCACCAUUAGAAGAGCUGUUCUAUGAAGAAUCAUAUUCAACCUUCUACCAAAAUGCUUUAAGUUCUAUGGAAAGAAUAUCUAAUACUGACAUAAAUGAAGAAAAUAUAUGUAUCCGGUAGAGCUUGUUUGGGAAACUGAGAAACAUACAUUAUCAUUGCUAAACUAACAGUCCUCUGGAAAUUUAACAAGGUGUUUUUGAUUUGAAGUUAAUUUUAAUUUUGCAAGAGCCAGUAAGUUUAUGAAAAAUCAAAAUUGUAAGUGAUUUUAAAAACCAGAAUUUUAGUUGCAAUACGAUUUUAAAAUCAUCCUACAUAUUAUUUAUAAAACAUAGUUUGACUGGCCAGUCCCUGGUGAUUGUAAUGUUCUUUAAUAUGAAAAAGUAGUUCUCCAACUCUAUCAUACGUCAUAUGUAAUGGUGAAGGGUUUCAGUCACAUUGAAAAUUGCUUUAUUUCAGACAUGUUCCCUUUGUGCACUUAGUUUCAUUGUGCCUCAGAUCCUCUCAGCACUAAAUCUAAGUGCAAACAAGUAUUCAUUUUCAUACAGGAAUGUUUUUAAUACAUUAUUUUUUUAAAAGUUCAUUUUUCAUUUGCCUCUGCUUUUGCCUGAUCCAAAGAGACCAAGUCACUGUACUGGUCCCUUGCAAGUCUUUUAGACAGGUUGUACUGUAGAACUACGUAACUUUCUGUUGAAAGCACUUCCUGUAUUCUUGUAUUCCAAUGUAGGAAGCUAAUAGAGCAGGACUUUACUUUAAAAUAUCUUUCAGUGAUUGACUCUUCAAAAUUGCAGUAAGUUUGAAAAUACUUUUUUUACAAACUGAAAAUACAAUAGGUAAGCUGUUGAAAAUGGAAAACAGUUCAAUUUUAAUUUUCUGCUCUGAGUAUUUAGUAACCGACACUGCGUAAAGCAGGUAGCAUCCAAAAUCAGAAACUGUUCUUUCUCUAAAUCUUCACUCUUACUUCAACUUGUAUUUGUGAUGUAAAGACUAUCCAGUUCUCAGUUUGAAUCGGAACAUCAUGUUAAAACAGUUCUGAGAUUCCUUAUGACGUUUCUAAUAACUUGUGACUAGACUUUAUGAAAUUUACAGAUAAAAGUUCUUCAACGUGAUGUCAUCUUGUGCCUUUCAUGUAAGUUGAAUUUGCUCAUACAGCUUGCAAGUUGUAUUUGCAAAAUUAAGCCUUCGAUUUUUAUAAAUGUAAAGAUUCCUCAGAACAGUGUCGCAAGAUCUUUAUUUCCUCUGAAGUAUGUAAAACUUGUAUCAUGUGCUAAUUUUUUUAAUGGCAAGGCACUUUCAUUUGUUUGUAUAUUUAGGAACUCUAAUCAGGAAUAUUAUAAGCUGUUUUCUUUUUAAUUUUGCUUCUUACCUGUCAUUUUAUGCAUAUACUUUAUUAAUGUUUUAUAUAUAUUAAAAAUAGUUUCUUUUUUCUCCUUCUCAUUUCUAGUUAAUAUAGACAAAAACAUACUAUUUACCAGUUACUAAAAAGCAGUAUAUCAUUGCUCCUAGUCCCAACUAAGUACUAUAUAUUAUUGUAAACUAGAACUUAUUACCAUAAUAACAAAACAAUGCAUAGAUAUUACUCAGCUUGGCUGUACUGAAAGGCCUUAAAAGAACUCCAAAAAGACCAUGAACUCCUAUCUUUUUUAGUUUAAAAAAUGGCAGCUCUAUGCAUUCAUACACAUGAAUUAUAAGAAAAAAUACAAAUGCUAUAUUGAAUGACAUGAGGUUUAAGAAUGUAUGUUAUAGGGCUGCAUUAAAGGGAAAAGUCCAUCUUUUGUUGUUACAUCAACGAGCUUUUACCAGGAUUUUUUAAAUAAACAAGUAAGAGUUAGAACCUGAAUCAAAUGGCAAAAUAUCUCAUUUAAGUGUUUUCAGCAACAGUGUGGAAAGACUUGAAGAGGGGAUAUAGAUUUUACUGAGAAAUUGGACUUAGGCAUUUGAAGCUACAGUGAUCUUUUUUGCCUUUGAAAGAACUGACUCCAUUGCUAACAACUGUUACCUGCCUAAUAAAAAGUUACCAGUCUUAUUUGUAACUGUUACAGAGCUUAGUGAAACACGUUAGUAAGACCAGCUUGGUGCUUUCACUCUUAGUGAGAAAAAGACUCAACUAAUUGUUAUUUGUUAAAUCUACCUUUUUUCAGACUAUGCCCAGAAUUGUGUGUGUGAUUUGAUAUAUCCAUAGGGAAUUAUCUGGUAUAAGUAUCAAAUCCUUCAUAGGCUAAAAAUUAAUCAACAAUUUUUUAGUAUUUCAGAAAAGACCCUACCUCCACCUCAGCUGCCAAGUCCUCAAAGAGUCUAAAUUCUCUAUAUGGGUGUGUAACUGUAUACACACAUGCACCUACAUACAUGCAACAUAAAUAUGUAUAGGUGUAUUCAUUUGUAAAGGUAAAGGUGCCCUGGCUUUUUCAGAUAACUGAAUGGAAAAACAUUUCAAAGUUUAUGAUUAUUUUUCUCCUCUGUGAAUAGAAUAUUUACCAGAUAUUAUAUUUGGUUUGGGGUGCUUUCUGCUGCUGUUCUUCAUACACACCAAAAUAUACAUUUGUUUUUGUAGAUUGACACAACUUAUAGUAAUUACUCCCAAAAAUGUGUCUGUUCUUUUAGAAAAGGAUUAAGUAAGGCUCAGAGGACCCACUUCAGUCUACUGAAUCUAAUGUACAGGACAGUGCUGCUGCUUUUUUGUGUGCUUGAAUUUGCAUGAAAGCUUAACAGCAAAGUCUUCUAUCUCAGUAAUUAUAGUAAAUAGGGACACACUGGUAGGGAGCUGAUGUUGGCUCAGAAACUUGAAAAAGACAGCCCACUUUCAUAUAGUUCCGUUAAAAUUCCCCAAGUUUUCUAAUAAAAUGAUAUAGUCCCAAUAUGGCAAUUGACUGCCAUUUAUGGGAGCCUCUGAACCUGGAAUUAUGGGCUUUAUUUGUCUCCCAAAUGAGCUGCAAAAGAUAGUUAUUGCUGCCCAGGAAACAAAAAUGUAUGUCAAAUAAGUAAAGAAUUUGUUUAGUAUAAUAUUGUCUUAUCUUUCAGAAGCUUUCUUCUAUAUUCUUGUGUUUUUGGUACAAUCCACAUUUUGUUUGAAAUAUAUUUGCAUAUUAUCUUACUGUGCAUUUAGUGAAUUGUCAAUAUUGUAUUUGCUAACAAGAAUAAUGAAUUGGACCACAAUUUUAAAAAAGAAAACCCAAUGAGAAAACAUCUAAACUGUAGGGACUGGUAAGGCAGUUUCAUCAACCUAGUGAAGAGGCCCAGGGCUGUAUGUUAAGUCAUUUGCCUGAUACCAUCAUCAUUUUUAUUUCACUUAUCAACUGAACCAGAAACAUAAUAACUGCAAAGUAAGGUAGUAUCAGUAGGGGAAAAAGGGGAAAGAAUUGAGAGUGUUUGUCAAUAUGAAGAUGAGUGGAGAGACUGAAUGAUACCAUAGUCUUUCCAAUGAAAGAAAAAGUAGGCUAUCUGAACAUGUAAAUUUUCGAUGGAGCAAGGAGAGUAGUCACCAACAAAUAUUUUUCAAGAUCCCUAUCCAGAUAUGGAUAGAAAAGACACAAAUUCAUUUGCAUAAAAUUGCCAUUUUACAUAGACUAGACAAUUCAUAGAGAUUUUUCACAUUGACAUAUGCUAUAUUAUGUAUAUAGUUGUUCCAGUUGUCACUAUAUUAUUUCACAUUGAUAGUUUUUAUUUCCAAUUUUUUUUCCCAUUCACUGUCCCCAGUUCAUCUCUGACCUACAUUGAAGGUAGCUGUUGGUAUUAUAACCAACCAAACUUAAUAUUGAAUACAAGUUUAAGCAUGCUGCAAAGCAUUACUAAGGUUAAUUUUAAAACAUCGUCUCUGCCCUCCACAGUGAUGGUAACAGCUAUAAUUUACUAAGAUCUAGCACAGUAAUUUAUUUGCUUGAUUCUCAAAACAAUGUCAUGAGGUAAGUAAUAUUAUCAACAUUUUAUUGAUAAAGAAACUACAGCGUGAAGAGGUUAAGGGAACUUUACCAAGGUCAUUCAAUAAGUAAGUAGUAGAACUGGGGUUGGAACUCAGGUGUAAAUUAUUCUAAAACCCAUGCUAUCUAUGCAUGUUGCAUUUGCCUCCCUGCUUGAAAAAAAAAAAAAAAAACUACUUAGGACAUUAUAUUUAUUAAUAAUCCCACUCACCUUGAUUGAAUGGCAGAACUAGGGGGGCAAAACAGCUGGGAAAAGAGAAAAGAAGAUCAGAAUUUUUUCUUCUUCUCAGGACACAAAUGGUGGUACUUUUGUGUCAUUUUGUAGAUGACUUUGAUUUUCAAAGAUUUGGAAUUGAUUUAUUCUGCCAGGUUAGCCUAUGCUUACAUCGUGAAACUAUAUUAAUCAGUUUGUUCUGCUCUUUAACCAAUUUUGGGAAUCCAAGGUGUUUUAGUUAUUACGUGACCCCCUUACUACUCUAUGAAGGGCAUAACCUAUGUGUCUAGCCCGUAUCUCACUAGUAUCAGUGGUAAGACAAAAGAUUUGUCUUCUGUCCUCUUAUUGCAAUUUAUUUAUGUUUCUUUUAUUCUCAAUUUCAUUAAGGUUUGUCAGGAAUCAUAGCUAGUUUUCUUAUUACCAUAUGUCUCUCUCCCCCAGGUAAGUACUCAGUGCCUUGUUAGUAUCUUUCUGUACCCUUUUGCUCGUAGUAGGCAGACAAUAAAUAUCGAACUAAAUUCCUUAUGGAAGAAAUCAGUCACACUAUUAUAUGAGUCUUAGUUUUUAUGAAUCUUGUGUUAUGCAUGGAUUUAUUUAUUCCUUUAGUUAAUAUGUAUUUAAGAGUACCAGAUAUAUGCCGUGUGUUGUUGUUCCAAGUGCUGCAGAUGCAGAGAUAAUAAAUUGAUCAAAGUCUUUGCCCUCAUGGGACUACAUUCUAAGGUAGGAAGAUAGCCACAGAAUGGGAUAAUUUCAGUCUAGUAUAAUGAAGCAUUAAGAUAGAGGCAUGCAUAGAGUACUGUGGGAUUUAAUAGAAGAAUGCAACGUGGAAUUCAAAAAAAUCUUCCUGGAAAAGAUAACCCCUAAGUUGGGUCUUAAAGAACAAAUACACGUUAGAUUCCCAUCAAACUUGAGGACACAUGUUCUUUCCAAGAACAAAAUAUAAAAUAAUGGUUUCUAAACUGUAAUAUCCUUAAGAAUUAUUUUGAAAUUUUAACUUGGGCCAGGCGUGGUGGCUUACACCUGUAAUCCCAACACUUUGGGAGGCUGAGGUAGGUGGAUUACUUGAGCUCAAGAGUUUAAGACCAGCCUGGGCAACAUAGCAAAACCCAUCUCUACCAGAAAUUUAAAAAAUUAGCUGAAUGUGGUGGUGCCAGUGGUCCCAGCUACUCAGGAGGCUUAGGUAGGAGAAUCACUGGAGCCUGAGAAGUCAAGGUUGCAUUGAUCCAAGAAAGCGCCACUGCACGCCAGCCUGGGUGACAGAGCGAGCCCUUGUAGAAAAGAAGGAAGGAAGGAGGGAGAGAGGAAGGAAAAGUAGAAGAACGGAAGGAAAGAAGGAGAAGGGAAGGAAGGGAGGAAAAUUUAACUUGUAUUCCAAAACUCUACCUCCAGAGAUUCUACUUCAUUUGGUCUGGAAGGGACCUCAAUAAUCUCCAUUUUAUUAAGCUCUCCAGGAAAUUCUGUCUGAGAUCUGCUGAUACAGAAAUUAAGUGUAUUACAUAGCAUUAUUCAUGAAAUGUUUCAGUGCCUGUAGAUCAGACCUUUUAAGUGUGAUAGUGAUAGUAAGAGAGAUGAAAACGAGGAUUAAUGUUACUGAUCUUUUCCUCAUGCUUGGAAAAUAUUUAAUGAAAGAAAUUAAUAUUUAAUAAUGAGUUUCUGUACAUUCACAUUCAACAUACAUUUUUCAAAGUGUUUCUUGCUAUAAUAAAUAUGUUGAUUUUAUGAUUUCUGAAAAUUCCAUUGUUUAAAUAUUCUAAGUUACCUUUAGAAUGCUAGAUUAAAAGCGAAGAGUGUCUGGGGAGGUAUUUAGUAAUUUCCCUAUCAGUAUCGUCAAUGAAAUAAGACUGACCUUUGAGCAAAUGUAUAGUAGCAGCCAUAGGUGCUGGCAUUUUUGCAUUCUUGUAUACAGUAAGAUUUCCUGCUUCCCUUUAUCGUCAUCUAAAUGGCUUCAUUGUCAUUAUACUCAUCAGAUGAACUGUGUCCCGGAUUCUUCCCUAACAGCAGCGUUUCUGUGACUGCUGCUCCAAACUAGUUCCUUGGUUGUUUUGUUCUUAGGAUCCUUUAUUUCAAAUAGCAAGUUAAUGCAGCAGCCUCAGGACCUUCUCUUUCUCUCAGAUUAAAUGCUGUGAAUAAGGUACAUCUGAGUUUCCAUUUCCCCUCAUUCCAAAUGUAGCCAUAUUUCCUUCUCUGAUGUAGUAUUUUGUAUGAACACAUUUUACAUUUUGAAGUUUUCUUUUCCCCCACAGAGAUCUGUAAUUACCCACUGAAAAAUGAGCUUAUUUGAAUAUGUGAAACAAUGUUGUCCUGGAAUUAGGCUGUUUUGUGACUGCUGAUGGAUCACUGUGUUUGAUCAGGUGAUAGCUUGAGGCCUGGUUAAUAUAAUCUUAAGGUAAUACAGCUUGAUAGGCUGGAAUUAAUAGUUUAUCAUCAAAAAAUGAAUGUAAAAAUAUUGCUCUUUUCUCUCCCUGUUUAGACUAGUAUGUGCCUUUAAAAAAAUAUUUCCUCUUUCUUCCUCCCUGCCUUUAUUCCCACUCUUAUUAUAUACUCAAACCAGAUACCAGAGUUAGUUCACCAAAGCUGAAUAAUAUCUACCAAAAAGUGAUACCCUGACUUUUUUCUCUUAACUGCCUGGACUGGACACUAGGCAGGACCAGAGAGGCUUUCUUGGGUACUACAGAAGGAGCAAAGUAUAAUACUCUAAUCAUAGCAUGUUUGUUGUUGCUGUUUCGGUGGUGGUGGUGGUUGUAUGCUUGAAUAGUGUGAAGUACCCUAAAAUUAUGUUGUAUGGGCUGGGAGCAGGAAGGAAACUGGUUAUUAAUCUAACAAAAGUUUGGCAUCAUUUUGUUGUAAAAUUCAACAGCUUAUAACUGAAAAUUUCUAAUUAAUUAUAAGAACCAAGUCAUUGCUGUGGCAAUAAUUGUGCAAGAUGUUUGACAUUAUUUCUGUCACUGUCAUAAUCUGUCCUAUAAAUUGUCGUAUUAGGAUCCUUCUUCAACCCUCUUCUUUAUUAUUCUGAUUAUCAGUAAAUCCAGUUUGUACUGUUAGACAUUUGAGUUUCUCUUUUAAGUAUUCAUUCAACACUAUUUUAAAAAGAAAAACCUUAACAUCUUUCUGUUUAUUACAUUAACGUGAUCUCUGACCUGACAGUGUGUUUAAAAUGAAUUAAUAGAUAAAAUAUAAUACUCUUAUAUACUGAAAAAAAUAAUUUUUCAAAAUUUGUGUAUUCAGAUAUGGCUGGCAGUUCAUAUUAAAUAUGACUAUUUUGUUUAAUGAGAAAAUAGGAACUUUUCCUUAUCUCUAAGACUUACUGCUUCUCUUUGCCAUUCACAUCUGGUUGAAAGUGGAUGAUUGUGAACCUCUUAAUGUCACUUCAUCUGUCAGUUUCUAAGUAUGCUAACCUCCUCCUGAUGGUUUAAUUUUCAGUUACGAUCAAACCAUUUACCUCAGGGGUUGAUCCUUGUAGUGAUUCCUGUUCAUAACCCCAUUAAUGUGGAUGGAAGUAAUUCAUAAGCACCAGUAGGAGAGAAGGCCCAUAGAGGAUCAGUAUCCUAGAACCCUGAAAUAGGACGGCUGCUUCAGUACCCAAUGUCAUUGCAAUUCCAAUUUGUGGAAGUGAGGAUCUGAGAUCAUGAUGUCGUAUUCUCCCAUUUCAGUCUCAUCCCUUCUCCCUCUAGCUUGCACAUUCUUUUUAUUUUAAAUUUUGCGAGAAGGCUUCUUUCAAAGACCUGGUUUUUAAAAUUUCACAUGUUGCUUUAACCAGGCAAUUUCAAAAAAUAGAAAACUGAAGUAAAUACUAUAGAGUCGAAAGAGGUUUGGGGGCUUUUUUGUUUGGAGUUUUGUUUGUUUGUUUGUUUGUUUGUUUAGUGUGGAGAGUGGGGAGGAGGAAAAGGGAGGAAUCAUGCUUGUUUUGGUUUUGUGAAGUCUUCUUGGGAAAAUAUUGAGAAUAUUUAUAGUAUUCUGUAAUUAUGUGACAUUUGUUGUGUGAGGGGAGACCAGAGUAGCUGUUGCACAUAAACUGACUCUCUUAAUAUUUAAGCACAUUUAAACAGUUGUUUGAAACACAGCUAGAAAUUAAUGGUGAUACUUCCAACAGCAUUUUGAUGUUAUAAAUAUUAUUUUAAGAUUAUCAAGUGAAAAAUUCCAGGAGUAGCUUGCAUUAUGGAAUUAAUUGAUUUUUUAUGUUUUUGCAUAAUUUUAUUGAGAUUGCUUUUGUUUUUGUGGUGAAAAUAAUAUAGUGGCAACAAUUUUGAGGAAUCUUUAAAGCUGUUUGGAAGAGACGGCUAAACUUUGGCUAGAUUUUUACUAGAAUUUUGAAACAAGAAAGUGUAUAAAUAUGUUUUCAGUUAAAUUAGUCUUGAGGAAGAAUAGUUAUAUGAGUUUUAAGGAUCUUGAUAAAUGUUGGGAUCUAUUCUAAAACUCAUGAGAUUCCUCACUGAUCAGUACGCUUGCAUUGUAUUUUAUUUCUCAAAAUAAUGAAAUUUUUAUGGAAAAGCUCAAUUAGUGGAAUCUUGUAUUCAAUAUUCCCUUUUUCUUCUUUCUUCCUUCUUUCUUUUCUUCCUUUCUUCCUCCUUCUUUUGUUUUUCUUCAGGCAAGAAGCUUCCUUAAUAAUAUAGUUUCUACAGAGCUUUCUUACUUAUUUUUCUAAUAAUGGAUAUAACCAUGUGAUAAAAUUUAAAUGCUCCAUGAGCAAAACACUUAUCAAACAACUGAGGAAAUACAUUGCGGAUUAACCUUUUCUUUGGUCUUGAAUUGUCUCCAGCAUAUUUGCUAGUGACUCUAAACUGUUAAUGGAUCUUAUUAAUAUAAACAAGUGUCUGUGUGGUUAUCAACAGUGUGGUAUUAUUGUCACAUUUAUUUACAUUUUUGGUCAAAAAUAUAAACAGAUGUGUGUGUGAAGCAGUCUGUUUUAUAGAGUGAGCAUGUAUCUAAUCAUUUUCAUGUUAUUGAGAAUGUGCUGUGUGUUGCAUUUUAUUCUCAUAUCGACUUUUCUACUAUCUAUACACCGAUUGUCUCGGUGCCUUUUUCCUUUUGUAUAAUUGUAUUACACACAGAAAUUGCCGACCUCUGUGAAAACAGUGUAAAAAAAUGUUAAAAUUAUUAUUCCAAUGAGAUUUUAAUGGCAACUUAAUUUUCCAGAGAAUAAAUUUUGUGUGGGUUAAAAGUUACCUUUCUUCACCUUUAUGUAAGAAAUCUGUUCACAUUUUAGUACUCACGUGGAAUGGCUAAACAUCUGACUUCAUUGAUAAUGAUGCAUAAGCAUCAGUCCUAAUUCUUGUCAUUGACAAAUAAAUGUUAACAUGACUGUUACACAAAAUAAAAUAGUGUCAGUUACAUAAGGAAAUAUUGAAUGGAUAUAUGUAAAUGUUUUUCAGAUCUUGGGUUUGAAAGGGAUCUCAUCUAAAUGUGCUAUAAAAUAUUGCUCUCGAAAUGUUUGGGUCAUAGUAUUUAAUUGUAAGUCAAACCUGGCUUCCAAAGAAAAUAGACUUACAAAUUCAGACAUUUAAAAAUAAUAUCCUUUAAAGUUCAUAUAAAUCACAAAUUAAACUAAGUAGCUUUAAAAUGGUCUAUUUUCAGCUGGAAUAUGAACUGUUACCUAGCUUAUUCUUUCAUUUAAUGUGAAUUUGUUGUUAUUCACAUCAGUAUUGCUAUCUUGUUUAGCAAAAUAAUUUUCUCUUUGGCAAUAGUAGCUUGUUGAUUUUUAAUUCUCUUUUGUUAGAUAGUUGUAUUAUUUCCCAAAGACCUUGAGUUUAGAUAUUUUUUAUAUCUCAUUACCGUGUCCAUUUUACUUCCAGCAACAAAGAUUUAUAACAACAGACUUCACAAGUACUAUUUUGCAUAUGAAAAAGAAUUUAAACAUUUGGUGCUCUAAAACUGACAGAAAUUAAAAUUGCUACAUCAUCUAAUCUCUGAUUGUCUUUGAAUCCUUAGUUCCAUAAAUUAUCCAGAACCUUUUUUAGUUAACAUUUUUAAAGAGGGG